AUGGGCAAAGAUGACGAUCGGGACCGAGAAGAUCGCGACCGAGAGCGGGGAGAUAGAAAGGAAAAGAAGGAGAAGAAGAAACGCCGAAGCGCUUCCUCUGAGUCUGCAGAGCGAAGCCGUGAGUACGGGUGCCUGGCUGAGGACAAUUCCCUGCUGGGCAGUGUACUCUCCUUGUUGGCAUUGGACAGGUACUUGCUAUGCUGCAAUGUCCAGCAUGAGCAAUCUGUCAGUGGCGAGAUGAAAGUCGUGGAGCUAACGAGUGAUUUGGACACGCGCCUGGCGAAUCCAGUGCACCGUUUGACCGAGCAAGACUCCUUUGAUGUGACUGUUUCGCCCCGUGCAGGGGCGAUGGGUGAAUGGACAAAACACUUGUCCAUGACUCCACGGCAGCAUGAUUUCAGGGAUCGCAUCCAGCUGCCGCGGCUCCUUCGCUAUCCUCUGCCACCCGACUGCUUAGCAGAUGAGCCCGAGGAGAAGCGGCGGGCAGCUCUGCUCAAAGUGUUUCAGGAUUUUGUUAUGGACCUCAAUCGAGGAAUGCACAUGACGCAAAUCAGCUCCAGCCAGGAGUAUUCAGACAUCCACUGCCAGAUUCUGGAGAAUCUGGAAACUCUCAAGAUUGACCAGGGCAGUGGCUGCAUUAUUGAGUUUCCACUCACAGCGGUUUCGAAAGUGUACCGCAUCGUGAAGAACGAUGAUCGCUGGUUUAGCGCUGGAAGCCUCACAGGGCCCACGCCCAUGCCCCCUUUGCCUUUGUCCAAUGCGGAACAUAUUGUUGUCGUGGAGUUCAUGAAGCGCAAGCUGGCUUUUGUUUUCGGCGAGAUUGGAGCUUCUCAGCGCUUCUUGAUGUGCAUGGAGUUGCUGAUCCGCAGGGCGCAGGAGCAGAAUGAAGCUGGAAGGGCGCCAAAGAACGCUGACAGCUUGAUUCCGAUGUUUGCAGGGACGCAGGGGCACAAGAAGCCGGGAGAGCGUUUCGCCCAACCGCCCCGACUGGUGCAACCAGAGGCCGGUCCUUCUCUUUGCGGUUGUGAGCAACCGUCUGGCACAGCCACCAAGAUGUAA
This is a messenger RNA of Cladocopium goreaui, 1059 nucleotides long. Lineage: Eukaryota; Dinophyceae; Suessiales; Symbiodiniaceae. The record is from the annotation of a GenBank genome assembly.